Messenger RNA from Purpureocillium lilacinum, 1266 nucleotides. RefSeq lists its product as uncharacterized. Gene Ontology annotation, cellular component: cytoplasm. NCBI's taxonomy places the organism in Eukaryota, Fungi, Ascomycota, Sordariomycetes, Hypocreales, Ophiocordycipitaceae. Gene Ontology annotation, biological process: 'de novo' NAD+ biosynthetic process from L-tryptophan. The record is from RefSeq and is a predicted model, not a curated record. Gene Ontology annotation, molecular function: indoleamine 2,3-dioxygenase activity; metal ion binding; heme binding.
AUGUCGCCACAUGCUGUCGUCCAAGACGGCGGCAGCGUCGACCUGUCCAAGUUUGCCGUCACCGCAAAUGCCUUUCUCCCCGACAAAAGCCCUCUCAAGAUCCUCCCCGACCCCUAUUACGAGCCGUGGGAGCUCGUCGCCCAGCAUCUCCCAGCCCUCAUCGAGGCCGGCCGGAUCCGGGAGUCCAUCUCCCAGUUGCCCGUUCUCUCAACAGACCGGCUCAGGUCCGAGGCCGAGUGGCGGAGAGCAUACGCGUUGCUUUGCUUCCUCACGCACGCUCACGUCUGGGGCGGCGAGAAGCCUGAAGAGAUUCUGCCCCCACAGAUUACGCUGCCCUUCCUGAGGGUAGCCGAGCACCUCGAGCUGCCGCCUGUGCUCACGUACGCCGGCGCCAACCUGUGGAACUUUUCCUGUACCGGCGACGACUUUACCCAAAUAGACGACCUCAGCCUCCUCUUCUCCUUUACCGGUACCGAGUCGGAGUCAUGGUUCCUGCUCAUCAGCGUUGCCAUGGAGGCCAAGGCCGCCGGCAUCUUGCAAACGAUGAUGGGGGCCCUCGAGGCCGUCAAGACGCGCGACUACGAUGUCAUCAGCAACGCUCUCGACCAGCUGCGUGGCUGCAUCCAGGGGGUGAGCGCCCUCCUCGAACGCAUGUACGAGAAGUGUGACCCCAUGACCUUCUACCACCACAUCCGCCCGUUCCUGGCCGGCAGCAUGAACAUGGAAUCGGCUGGCCUACCUCGAGGCGUCUUUUACGACGAGGGAGACGGGAAGGGCGAGUGGCGGCAGCUCCGUGGCGGUAGCAACGGCCAGAGCUCCCUCAUCCAGUUCUUCGACGUCAUCCUCGGCGUGGAGCACAACACCCACGGCAGUGCGGGCCAGAAGAGCUACCACAACGAAGUGCGCGAAUACAUGCCGGGUCCGCAUCGGCGAUUCCUCGUGCACGCCGCCAGGGCGGGCAGCAUCCGCGAGCUGGCAUUGGUUCCGCCGACGACGGAUGCCCAGCGGCGGCUGCGCGAUUCUUACACCGCGGCAACGGAAGCGCUGAGCAGCUUCCGCAACAAGCACAUCCAGAUCGUGACGAGAUACAUCAUCCUGCCGUCCAAGCAGCCGUGGCAGGGCCCCAAGAGGCGGCAGAACCUGGCGAGCUCGUCGUCGCAGCGCAACGGCGACGAGGAGCUGACGGGCACGGGCGGGACGAUGCUAGUUCCGUUCCUCAAGAAGGCUCGUGACGAGACGUGUCACGCCGGAAAGCUAGAGCGAUAG